UCACCUAACGUGAAUGUGACUUGACAUAUCAUAGUGUGUAUACUCGAGAUCCUAAUUAUCUCAAUUUGUUCAUUAUUGUAAUGGAGAAUAGUAAUCUCCACAGUCCUGAAUAUCUGGAAAUGGCAUUGCCACUAUUUUGCAAAGCUAUGUGUAAGCUACCCCUUGAAGCUCAAGGAAAACUGAUUAGACUUUGGUCUAAAUACAAUGCAGACCAGAUUCGGAGAAUGAUGGAAACAUUUCAGCAACUUAUUACUUACAAAGUCAUAAGCAAUGAAUUUAAUAGCCGAAAUCUAGUGAAUGACGACGAUGCCAUUGUUGCUGCUUCAAAGUGUUUGAAAAUGGUUUACUAUGCAAAUGUAGUGGGAGGGGAAGUAGACACAAAUCAUAAUGAGGAAGAUGAUGAGGAGCCCAUACCCGAGUCCAGCGAAUUGACACUUCAGGAGCUUUUGGGAGAGGAAAGAAGAAAUAAGAAAGGUCCUCGAGUGGAUCCACUAGAAACUGAACUUGGCGUUAAAACUCUAGAUUGUCGAAAACCACUUAUCUCCUUUGAAGAAUUCAUUAAUGAACCACUGAAUGAUGUUCUAGAAAUGGAUAAAGAUUAUACUUUUUUCAAAGUUGAAACAGAGAACAAAUUCUCUUUUAUGACAUGUCCCUUUAUAUUGAAUGCUGUCACAAAGAAUUUGGGAUUAUAUUAUGACAAUAGAAUUCGCAUGUACAGUGAACGAAGAAUCACUGUUCUCUACAGCCUAGUUCAAGGACAGCAGUUGAAUCCCUAUUUGAGACUCAAAGUCAGACGUGACCAUAUCAUAGAUGAUGCGCUGGUCCGGCUAGAGAUGAUUGCUAUGGAAAAUCCUGCAGACUUGAAGAAGCAGUUGUAUGUGGAAUUUGAAGGAGAACAAGGGGUAGAUGAAGGAGGCGUUUCCAAAGAAUUUUUUCAGUUGGUUGUGGAGGAAAUCUUUAAUCCAGAUAUUGGUAUGUUCACAUAUGAUGAAGCUACAAAAUUAUUUUGGUUCAAUCCAUCCUCUUUUGAAACGGAGGGUCAAUUUACUCUGAUUGGCAUAGUCCUGGGUCUGGCUAUUUACAAUAACUGUAUACUGGAUGUCCAUUUUCCCAUGGUUGUCUACAGGAAGCUAAUGGGGAAAAAAGGAACCUUUCGUGACUUAGGAGACUCUCAUCCAGUUUUAUAUCAGAGUUUAAAGGAUUUGUUGGAAUAUGAAGGGAAUGUGGAAGAUGAUAUGAUGAUUACUUUCCAGAUAUCACAGACAGAUCUUUUUGGUAACCCAAUGAUGUAUGAUCUAAAGGAAAAUGGUGAUAAAAUUCCAAUUACAAAUGAAAACAGGAAGGAAUUUGUCAAUCUUUAUUCAGACUACAUUCUCAAUAAAUCAGUAGAAAAACAGUUCAAGGCAUUUCGAAGAGGUUUUCAUAUGGUGACUAAUGAAUCUCCCUUAAAGUACUUAUUCAGACCAGAAGAAAUUGAAUUACUUAUAUGUGGAAGCCGGAAUCUAGAUUUCCAGGCACUAGAAGAAACUACAGAGUAUGACGGUGGCUAUACCAGAGAAUCUGUUGUGAUUAGGGAGUUCUGGGAAGUUGUUCAUUCGUUUACAAAUGAACAGAAAAGACUCUUCUUGCAGUUUACCACAGGCACAGACAGAGCACCUGUUGGAGGACUGGGUAAAUUGAAGAUGAUUAUAGCCAAAAAUGGCCCAGACACAGAAAGGUUACCUACAUCUCAUACUUGCUUUAAUGUCCUUUUACUUCCGGAAUAUUCAAACAAAGAAAAACUUAAAGAGAGAUUGUUGAAGGCCAUCACAUAUGCCAAAGGAUUUGGCAUGCUGUAAACAAAUAAGAAAAGAAAGAAAGAAAGAAAGAAAAGGAAAGAAAAAAGAAAAAGAUUUUAAAACGUAAUAAAUAUAAUAGGAGGGAUAAUUUGGUGGUGAUAGUGUCCCAGUACAAAAAGGCUGUAAGAUAGUGAACCACAGUAGUCAUGUAUGUCUGUGCCUCCCUUCUUCCUUGGGGACAUUGCGGGCUGGAACAGCAGAUUUCAGCUACAUAUAUGAACAAAUCCUUUAUUAUAAUUAUUUUUUUGCGUGAAAGUGUUACAUAUUCUUUCACUUGUAUGUACAGAGAGGUUUUUCUGAAUAUUUAUUUUAAGGGUUAAAUCACUUUUGCUUGUGUUUAUUACUGCUUAAGGUUGAGCCUUUUUGAGUAUUUAAAAUAUAUAUACCAACAAAACUACUCUCGCAAGGAAAACAUUGCCACCAUUUGUAGACCAUGUAAUCUUCAAGUAUGUGCUUUUUUUUUUUUUUUUUUUUUUUGUCCCUGUAU
Messenger RNA from Acomys russatus (golden spiny mouse), 2325 nucleotides. RefSeq names its product ubiquitin-protein ligase E3A-like. Gene Ontology annotation, molecular function: ubiquitin protein ligase activity. The record is from RefSeq and is a predicted model, not a curated record. Gene Ontology annotation, biological process: protein polyubiquitination. The transcript has 8 exons. Bases 81 to 1838 code for a protein of 585 amino acids. NCBI's taxonomy places the organism in Eukaryota, Metazoa, Chordata, Mammalia, Rodentia, Muridae.